UGCUCCGCUUCGCUAACACGAUUUAAGGCUAUGAUCAAGACAUUGUGCUGUGCGGAGGAAGACAUACAACGAUUCCACUGCCAUUGUACUUCAAUUUCGUCGGCUCAAGCGGUUUUAGUCCAUCAGGUUUUGAGUGAAGAGCAGAGUAGGUGCGAGGGUUCUCCUGAGUUCAUUAUUCGUUCCAGUGCCGUUCGCCCAGUAGAGGAAUUUCUCGACGAAGGACGGGUUUGGAGCGAGAGCAAUUUUGGAAUAUAUGGCUUGUGUGGGAGAUUCAUUAGGGCGAGAGGCACAAAAGUUUGUGGGUUUUAGUGAAUGUGGAAGAUUGCUACUGUGGCGAUGGUGAUUUUGUCCGACAAUUCUAGCUGUUUCGUGAAAUUGUUCCAAAUUGCAUUUCAUCUUGCCGUAUUUCUGACUCGAGUUUGCCCAUUUGACCAAUAAGGUUCAAUCAUAAUACCUUCUCAUUCAGAAGGCUUUCUCGAGUUUACACUCGCGUGUUAUUAGUGUUGUCUCUGUAUUGCAUAAUAGCCGAAUUCAAGAAGCAAGUGCGAGAAUGGCAGCAACUGGUGCGAGACCUAGUGGGGGAAAGAAACGCGGCAACGAUGAAAAUAUUGCUAAAGCUGCAGGCGCUGUUGUUGCCGGCGGCAUAGCUUGGAGCUUGUUCAGAUCCAUUACUGGUAGAAGAAAUCAACAGGAUGUGGAUGUUGCGUCGAGCAAUGAUGUGGAACAGAAGGUAGGAGAUACACAAGCUGCUAUUCGAAGCAAAACUCCGCAUUUCGGACACAAGUCAGCUGGCAAGACUGUACAAGUGCGUGACGGCGACACUCUGUGGGGGAUCGCGAGAAAGUACAAUGUUUCGGUAGAUGCGUUGAUGGCAAGUAACGGAAUCAGCGAUGGAGACAGUAUAGUUGUUGGAGAAAUGAUCGUCCUUCCUAAGGCCCUAAAGCCUUAAACUUAGCCCUGACAAGAAAAGUUUUAGAUGUUUUAUGAAACCCUGUAGUAGAGAAUUGUUAGGAUAGCAACUCUACUUGUUGGUGUUUGCACAAAACUUUCGGUGUAGUCUUUUCUGUGGCUUCCAGCUACUCGAGAACAUUUUAUUUUACCUGCAUUGAUAUCAUUAGGUGGUAUAAUAAAGAUACCUUCUAAAGCUGCUGUAAAGCUGUUGAAGCCUGAAUAAGGAAUUCGCUGUCUUCAAACUUGUA
Molecule: messenger RNA, 1199 nt
Organism: Physcomitrium patens
Lineage: Eukaryota; Viridiplantae; Streptophyta; Bryopsida; Funariales; Funariaceae
Source: RefSeq, a predicted model, not a curated record